Messenger RNA from Sesamum indicum (sesame), 987 nucleotides. It is a transcript of the gene SDHAF2, whose product is annotated as succinate dehydrogenase assembly factor. The record is from RefSeq and is a predicted model, not a curated record. Gene Ontology annotation, biological process: mitochondrial respiratory chain complex II assembly; protein-FAD linkage; tricarboxylic acid cycle. Gene Ontology annotation, cellular component: mitochondrion. Lineage: Eukaryota; Viridiplantae; Streptophyta; Magnoliopsida; Lamiales; Pedaliaceae.
GCAUCACAUUCCAUCGGGGCCAGAUUUUGCCACCAAACACGCCCUUUCCCCGCGAGAAUCCAAGUGGACGCAAAGACCGCCACGACGUUGCCGCUGCUUUAGCCAUUAAUCACCUCGCCGUCAAUUCAUUUCCUCCCUAAUUCCACACACACACGCGCGAGAGAGAGAGAGAGAGAGAGAGAGGGAGAGAGAUGGCAAGUUUGAGAAGAGCCCUUUUCUCCACCGUGACUCGUAUUAUCAGCUCCAAUCGGAUAUGGCCGACCAGCCCACAAUCUCUUCACAGGCCUAUUUUGGGUUCCUUCGCCCGUUCCUACACUGCAAAUGAAAGCGCCCAAUCUCUUGAUAUCGAUCUCUCCAACGAAGAAAGUAAAAGGCGCUUGUUUAACAGGCUGUUAUACAGGAGUAAACAGAGGGGGUACCUGGAGCUGGACUUGAUUCUGGGGAAAUGGGUGGAGGAUCACAUUCAUUCUAUGGAUGAAACUGGAAUCAAGUCCCUUGUUCAUGUCCUUGACCUGGAAAAUCCUGAUCUAUGGAAAUGGCUGACUGGUCAGGAGCAACCUCCGGAGGCAGUGAAUGCAAAUCCUGUUUUCGCGUCUGUGAAGGAAAGGGUCACAAACAAUCUUGACAACCAUGCUGCUCCCGAGACACGAGCAACACCCGGCCAGUCGUGGGUGAGAGGUUGGGACGACUUCAAGAGAGGUCGAGACAGCCCCAUUGCUGGGAACCAGUAGUCGUGUUCACGCAUCCAUGACAUCGUGAUGGAGUCUUUCAUAUUGCAAACGAAAUAUAAAUUGUGAGAAAUACUGUCUGAGGCGACAUAUUCUAUGGCAUAUCAGUCUUCUGGAGGUAUAAAAAUAAGGAACAGAUGAGAUCAUGAAUGUGCUCUCUGAUGAAUCUACUCUCUGAUGAAUGUACUAAACUGGAAAUCAGCUUGAUAUUUUAUUUUAUAAGCAACCAUAAAAUAAAAUACGUACUUACUAUCAUUAA